AUGGAGAGCAACCAAUCCGCUGCGCGCGCAGCCAAGCGCUUUCUCGACGAGCGCAUACGCACCGACUGGGCGUAUCCUGAAAUCCCACCGCCUUGGGAGCAAAGCGACGAGGAAGUUCGCAAUGCGGUCGACUUCCGCGAGCGCUACUAUGGAGAGAGCGACAGCAGUGACUCGGACAUUGAACCGUCCACCGGCGCGAGCAAAGAGCUAGAGCACGAUGCAUACAAGUUUGACAGCCCGGACGCGAUUGGUGACGCGGUCGACCGCACGCGGGAGAAGAGGAGGAAGCGCAGACGGAUGCGACUGGAGGAGGAAAUGGCCGAGAAUGAAGGGCUUCGCAUCUGGGUAGAGCAACGAGACGCGUGGACCGGCGCUGCCAGUGUGCGCAAGUACGGUGCUCCCUCCGCUUUCUCGAAACCAAACCCUCCUGCUACGAUCUCACCACACGACUCCGGCAACGGCGUAGAGGCAACCAUGCAAGUCGAUGUCACGCCACAAAUCUCAAACGGCGCAUCGCAAGACACCUUCGACAUUUGCCCCGUCGCCCCCCGCUUACUCAACGACAACAUGAUCCGCGCCUCGAUAACGCCCAAAGUCUACUCGGACAUCUACGCCAAAAUCGUCUCGUCCUCGCGCACACCGUCUGUGCCCAUCAAUCUCUCCGACAUGACAAAAGCACUGGUCCAAGGGUGGAAAGACACAAACGAGUGGCCGCCUAAGAUAGGCGCGAUUGAUCCUUUGCCAGGAAAAAAGAGGGGCAUCGCAGGAAUGCUGGGCGGCGAGCGAGAAGGGCUCAGGAGGGGGGAGGGGGGAUUCAUCCACAGACAUAAGCACUUGGAGAAGGGUGUGGGCAGUUUCAAGAAGAUCUUGCACUUGAAUGGGAAUAAUGGCAGCGGAGAGGGAGCGAAAGAGGGCUGA
Messenger RNA from Ascochyta rabiei, 918 nucleotides. RefSeq lists its product as uncharacterized. Lineage: Eukaryota; Fungi; Ascomycota; Dothideomycetes; Pleosporales; Didymellaceae. The coding region runs from base 1 to 918 and encodes 305 amino acids. The transcript has a single exon. The record is from RefSeq and is a predicted model, not a curated record.